This is a messenger RNA of Paramecium octaurelia, 2612 nucleotides long. The record is from the annotation of a GenBank genome assembly. NCBI's taxonomy places the organism in Eukaryota, Ciliophora, Oligohymenophorea, Peniculida, Parameciidae.
AUGAAAUAAAAUCCCGUAGCACCACCUACAAAAUAAUAGCCAUAACAACAACCUCCUGCCAAGGAUCCUCCCAAAACUACUGGCAAACCUACUGAUUAAAAAUAACAACAACCAUAACAACAACAGCCAAUCCAAUAACCAAAAACUGCCCAGCCAUCUUCACCAAAAAAAGAAACUGUCAAAGCUGCCACUAAUGAUAUAGUAAUUUUUAUAUUUUAUGACCUUUAGGAUCACAUCCAAAAGAUGAAGCAAACAAUGAUGGACUUUUAAAAUAAGUAUUUUGAAACGCUCAAAAGUAAGCAAGAUUCCAUUUCUCAAAAGGUUAUUCCUUAUUCUAUUCUUAGCUCUCUUUAAGAAAUGCCGAAAGAGUGGAAGAUAAAAUUCUUAAUGCAAUUCGCAAAGGAGUCUUGUAAUUAGAAGUAAAAUAGAAACUUAAUAUUUUUAUAAGAAUUCCAAAUAUAACUAUGUUGAAGGACAUAUGAUGGAUAAAAAAGUCUUGAUUGUUGAAAAAGAAAAAGAUCAAUUGUAAACCAAACUAUAAAAUGUUGAUACUGAAUUGAAAACACUCAAGAGCCAGAAAAUCAACAAUGCCUAUAGUGCCUAUAGUUAACCUACCCUCAAACUAUAUAUGCAAGAAGAGAAUCUAAACAAGUAACAAUAAGCCCAAGAGACAGUCUAGAAGAUCCAAAAUGAAGCCAAAACUAGAAGGGAAAAAACUAAUAAAAUAUUGAGUGAAAAAGAGAAGAGAGAAAAGGAGGAAGAAGAAAGGAAAAAAUAAGAAGAUGCCGUCAAAACGUAAUCAUAAUCCUUAUUUUGUUGUAUAGUUAAUAAUUGAAAGAACAGUUACAUGCUAAGUUACGAGAAAAUAUAGAAGAUUUGAAAGCAAAAUAGAAACAAAGACUAGAGAAAAUGGAUAAAAUGGAAGAUGAUUAUUUCAAGAGUUUGAAUGACAAAUUAUCUAAAAUGAAUAAGGAAAGAGCAUUGAUUGCAUCAGUAGAUAUUCCUAAGGUUUAAUUGAAACCAUACAAAAAUGAGGGUUAAAAAAAAGAUAAGAAGAAAAAGAUCAGACCUAAAAGUGCAUCUCCAAAUAGUAAAUUAUUACAUCCUCCCAAAAAAAUUGAAAUUGAAUAACCUUUGUAUAUGAGGGUACUAGAUAAGUAUAAUAAAAAAAUACAAAAAUAACAGGAAAUUGUUAAUUUGGAAAGGAAAAUGAAAAUGGAAAAGAAUGAAUUUUAUAAUUAAGAAUAUGAGGAUCACAUGAAAGAAUAUUUAAAGAAACUUAAAAUGAAAAAAAGAGAAUAUGAAGAAAAAAGAAUGAAGGCUCUUGAAAAAUUAGGUUUAGAAGCUGGUAAAUAUAGUUAAAAUGUUAAUGCAAGUUUUGAUUCCAAACUCUGGUUAUUAUAAGAGUCUAGAGUUAAUAAAUCACUUGAUGAUAUCUCAAUCAUCCCCAAAGAGACUUUAAUUAAUUAAGCAAAAGAAAAAAAAUAAAAAAUAGUUGAUUAUGAUAAAAAAGUAAAAGAAACCAUUAAAAUUCAAAAAGAUAAAGAAAAAGAGGAAGAAUUAAUGGUCUUAAGAGAUAAAACAAUACAUCCUGAAAGAUAUAUUCGAAUGGUCAAAAAAAAUGAUAAAGAAUAAGAAAAGGAACCUGAGUUUGAAAUAUUCUAAAGACAAGAAGAAGCAAGAUAAUAGAAAGAAAAAGAAACUAAAGAAAAAGAAUUAGAGAGAUAUAGAAAAUUAUAAGAGAAAGCUAAAAAAGACCUUGAAUAAUCAAUCAUAUUGAGUAAAAUAAAAGAAGAAGAUAAAAAGAAAAAGGAUGAAUUUGAUUACGAAUACGAAGAAACCCUUGCUAAAUAAAAAGGAAAGGAAUAUUUAAAAGAAUUUAGAGAGUUACAUUAAAAGGCUCUUGAAUUAGAAAAGGAAGAGAGAGAAAAACAAUUGAAAUUACUCCAAGAAUAAUAGAAAAAGAAAAAGUUAGAAUUACCUCAAAUCACUUCCACUCCAAAAAUAAUUAAAAACUAAACCUUAGGAACAGUAUUAAUUAUUCUAAUUUAUUUAGCUUGAGAGGCAUGAUUAUUUAUAAGAAGUUUUGUAAUAAGCUAAAAAAGAAAGAGAAGAACGAAAGGAAAAGGAAAGAUUAGAAAAAGAAGAGAAGAUUAAGGAAGAAGAAAGAAGAAAAGAGGAAGAAAGACGAAAGAGAGAAGAGGGUCUUGAAUAAUAAACACCAAGAAAAGCUGUUAACAUAAAUGAUUUAGAUGAUGAAUAGAAAGAGGAAUUAAGAAAAAAGAAAUUGGCUUUGCAUAAUUAAAAGGUUGAUAAAAUUAAAAAAAAAGUAAGCCAUUUUCUAAUUAUCUUAGUAUAUUGAUGAUAAAACUUAUGGUGAAUCAUCAUAACAAGAAAGUUAUUUAAAAAAAAAGGCAGAUCAAGUAAAUAGAUUAGAAAAACAAACUAAAAGCAUGGAAUCUGUAUUAUUAACCAUUUAUUUUUAGAUAGUAGAAGCUUCUUGGACUACCAAACCACUAAAAGCAGUAGAGAAAGCAUAAGAGGUAGAUGCACUUUACAUAAAGUCAAUUCAAUAAAAAUUAAGUUUAUUAUCACCUGCUUAAAAAGCUUGA